This is a messenger RNA of Penicillium lagena, 513 nucleotides long. It is a transcript of the gene arp1, whose product is annotated as scytalone dehydratase arp1. Gene Ontology annotation, biological process: melanin metabolic process. The transcript has 4 exons. Gene Ontology annotation, molecular function: scytalone dehydratase activity. The record is from RefSeq and is a predicted model, not a curated record. NCBI's taxonomy places the organism in Eukaryota, Fungi, Ascomycota, Eurotiomycetes, Eurotiales, Aspergillaceae. The coding region runs from base 1 to 513 and encodes 170 amino acids.
AUGUCUCCUGCAGUCAAGAACAGCACCGAACCCAAUCUGGACAUCAGCUUCCCAGACUACCUUGUCUUAUCCAAGCUGGUAUUCGAUUGGGCUGACAGCUAUGAUGCAAAAGACUGGGACCGUCUCCGCAGCAUCAUUGCCCCAACCCUGACCGUCGACUACACCAAAAUCGGCCUCAAACGCUGGGACAACAUGUCAGCCGACGAUUACAUGGCGAUGGUGACGCACCCAGGCUUCCUGGGCGAUCGUACCAUCAAGACCCAGCAUCUGCUGGGCCAGACGUGGUGGGAGAAGAUCUCCGACACUGAAGUCAUUGGCCACCACCAGCUGCGUGCGGCGCAUCAGGUCUACACCGAUAUCGACCUGGAGACCGUCAAGCUGCGCGGUCAUUCCCACGCAACGAAUGAGCAUUAUUAUCGCAAGGUGGAUGGGGUGUGGAAGUUUGCAGGCUUGAAGCCAGAUGUUCGGUGGAAUGAGUUGCGCUUUGAGGAGGUUUUCAAGGGGCUGGAUUGA